AAGUACCUAGCAACCGCUUGCGUAUCCUAGCAACUACUGGUCCUUUGCCUGGUGACACAGCACCCGGGAUGUGACAGCUGCAUGUGCCUCUUGAACAGGACUUGCGAAAUCAGUUUACAUUUCUGAUGGCUUGGCUGAUGGUUUGUCCAGUAAGAGAAAAGUACUUCUGAAAUAAAGAGUGGAAGAAGACAUGUAACAUACAUCAUCACCUGUGACAACAUGAAACAUUGCCUUAUACUGCUCUCCAGACAUCACUGCCACAACAGCAUGAGCUGCCUGCAAGAUGUCUAAGCCAAAGCCAGACCUGGAGUUAAACCAUCUAGUACGUGAAUCCUCUUCACAGCCUUCCAGUCCUAAGCUCUCUACGGCCAACAAUACAUCACAUCUCCCCAACGUUCCCAACUUCAGCCCGUCCAGUGGCAAUCAGUUUCCACUUCAAAGCCAGAUGUCAGGUGUGGUCAACCCCAGCUUUUCUAAGGAAGAGGGUCCCAACAACUGGCCUAGAGGGAAUUCUAAAGUGGGCCCUCACCCUGCUGUUAAUGUAGAAGAUGUUGAUUCUGAUGUAGACAACAGCAGCACCAAUAGAUCUCAGCCAGUUCCCCGUGCCCUCACACCAGCUUCAUCUUACAAGAGCAAGACACUGACUGUGCCAGGGGUUCCUAUCUCGAUUCGAAGGAAGAAGCUCUAUUCACAAGGUGACAGUACUGACGAUUGUGAGACACCAGUCCAUGCUUGGCCUAGUCAGUCCAGCCUGCAAACCGAUGACGGGGACAAAGAACGACCACCAUCUGUGACCAGCCAAUCCAGUGCAAUUGUUACUGAGCGCCUUCAGGAGCUUGUCAGACUGUUCAAGGAUAGGACAGAAAAAGUGAAGGAAAAACUAAUAGACCCCGAGUCCUCCUCAGAAGAUGAAAGCCCCUCAGCAUCUCCAGCAAAGCCAGCCCCUUCUGCUCCUGCACCACCGACAGAGGAGCCAAAACCGGAGGAAGGAAAAAUAGCACCAAAGGAGGAAGAACAUUACUGUGAAAUGAUGUGCUGCAAGUUCAAGACCAUGCCCUGGAUGCGACGGGCGAAGAAAUGGAGUUUCCCUGAUAGCAUUGACCCAUUUACCAACCUCAUUUAUGUCCUGUGGCUGUUCUUUGUGACUUUGGCCUGGAAUUGGAAUGUGUGGUUGAUCCCCGUAAGGUGCACUUACCCCUACCAGACCCCUGAUAAUAUCUAUAUCUGGCUGGCUGUGGACUACUUGUGCGACUUCAUCUACAUCAUUGAUAUGUUCCUCUUUCAGACACGUCUGCAGUUUGUGCGGAGCGGGGACAUUAUUACUGAUAAAAAAGAAAUGAGAGACAAUUAUUUGAAAUCCUUCAAAUUCAAGAUGGAUAUGCUUUCACUCAUUCCUCUGGACUUCCUAUAUUUUAAGGUUGGAGUGAAUUCUCUUCUACGACUGCCACGUCUGUUAAAGUACAUGUCUUUCUUUGAGUUUAAUGAUCGUCUGGAGGCAAUUCUGAGCAAAGCUUACAUCUACAGAGUCAUCAGAACAACAACCUACCUCCUGUACUCUUUACACUGCAAUUCCUGUCUCUACUACUGGGCAUCUGACUAUGAAGGGAUCGGAUCAACCCGUUGGACAUAUACUGGACGUGGGAACAGCUACAUUCGUUGCUACUACUUCGCUGUGAAGACUCUGAUCACAAUUGGGGGGCUGCCUCAUCCAGUGACAUUGUUCGAAAUCACUUUCCAGCUUCUGAACUACUUCAGUGGGGUCUUUGCUUUCUCUAUAAUGAUAGGGCAGAUGAGGGAUGUGGUUGGGGCUGCAACUGCUGGAAAAACAUACUACAGAGCAUACAUGGACGGAACCAUUAAGUAUAUGAGCAAUUAUAAAAUCUCCAAGGAUGUUCAGAAUCGCAUUAAGACCUGGUAUGAAUACACAUGGAAAUCCCAGGGGAUGCUGGAUGAGCAAGAAUUACUGGUGCAACUGCCAGACAAGAUGAGACUAGACAUUGCAGUGGAUGUCAGUUACAGCAUCGUCAGCAAGGUGCCACUCUUUCAGGGAUGUGACCUUCAAAUGAUUUAUGACAUGCUGAAGAGGCUAAGGUCGGUGGUAUAUCUGCCAGGAGAUUAUGUCUGCAAGAAGGGUGAGAUUGGAAGAGCGAUGUAUAUCAUCAAGGAUGGAGAAGUGCAAGUAUUGGGUGGUCCAGAUGGAAAGACGGUUUUGGUAACACUGCGAGCUGGAUCUGUCUUUGGGGAAAUCAGAAAAAUGCUCAACAAAAACCAGAAAACUAAAGAGGCGGCAGAAAAGGCAAAACAUGUGAUUCGUCCUAGAGCUGAAACCCCCAAACUUCUCCAAGUGGCUGUAGCAGCUAGUAAGCAGUCUGGAAUUGAAGGAUCCCUCACAAGAAUCCAGCCACGACUGCAGAAGUCCAGCUCCUUAGAGCCGUCCACUUCCCUAAAGCAAACACCUUCUCCACAAGGAAUGGCAGAAGAUGACAACCAGGAUGCAGUAUCUGUGUCCUCAGACAGCUCCACGUUAAAUUCUACCAGAGGGAAAAACCUGUCUGUAGAAGUGUCUGCAGAGGAAAAAGAGACAUCCAAAAAAUAAGCUAUGAAAUCUGAGGAAUGCAUGAAAGAGAUUCCUUUUGGGCAGCACUUUGUGGUUCUUGAAUUUCCAGCUGUCACCAAAAGAGGAGUAUCUUCAGUCAUGUAGUAAUCUAUGCUAGUUUACAACACUAUGGCAGUGUAACUACAGAUAUUGUAUACCAGAAACAUCAGCUGAAUAGAGCUUUAAAGUGCACAGGUGAACAGCUAAACUACAGUAAAAGUCACAUGUAGACUGGCAGCUUUGUUUUACUAUUUAAAGUUAUUAUGGUACAUGACAUCAUUUUUUACUAUAAGAAAAUCACAUUUCUGUCUUACUUUUAUGACAAUUCAUUUUGGCUGCGUUUUCUCUUUUUCCUUAAAAGAAAAUAGAAAGUGAAUGUUAAUAAGCAAUACUAAUAUAAGUGUUGCCAAUGGCUACUUAAUUACAAGGCAUGCUAGUUGGCCUGAAGCCACUGAAAGUUACCGAAAGCAAAAAGCUCCUUUACACUGGGCACAAUAUGUCUGUAGAAUUCUGAGAUCAUAUAUUAUUGACCUUUAUCUAAUCAGUCUAAUCUAAUCUCCAUUGUUGACCGAUUCUGGAAAUGUGUGUACUGUAAAAUAUAAAAUAGACUUUUUUUAAUGUUUAAAUGUGUUUUAAUGUAACCGAACAAUUCUUUCUACAUUAUGUAUUUUCUUAUAUUGAAAAAGAGUUUUAUACACUGUUCCUAUAAAUAAAAUUCAUUACUGUUCUUAUAAAUAAAAUUCAAUAGAUAUUUCUUAACAGUGAUUUAUAUUAUUAUAUUGUACUUUCAAAAUAUUCAAGUUCAAUAGUAUACCAGGUACUAUUGUUGCAUUUUCUACUGCCAUCAUUAGCUGUCCAAAUUAACACUGACAGAAACAACCUUUUUCUUUUUGCAAAGUUAUAUUAAGUUGGUUCUGAAUAAAGACGGAUUGCAAAAGAAUUACAUUUUUUCUAUUUUCACCUUCUAUUGGAACCUGUCCGUAAGAAAUGUAAAAAACACAGUAGUACAUGCAAACAUAUCCUUAACAGCCAAAAAUAAACUCGUGAAAACAGUAUCUGCUCGUAAUUUGAGAAGUUUUAAAGCACUUUAAUAUACUGUUGAAAUAAAAUUACAUAGUAUUUAUCAUUGUGCAAUAACAUUCAUUUGUAUGCACACACUUAACAUUGUGAAUAUGAAUUAUGAGCAGGAUUAACUCCUUUAUUAGAUUCUAUAUCAGAAUAUUAAAAAUUUACUAAUAUGGCCCAGCACCAUCAAAGUCCAGAAAUGUUAAGGAAAACUUCAUGGGUGCAAAAUCUCAAGGCAGUAUUUUGAAUCAGGAUUAUAUUCUUUUCCAGAUUUGUGUGACUGGGCACCAUCCCCAAGUUUAAUGGACAGUUAAAAAGAUGGAUCAUGUUUUAAUAUUAAGCAGUGCACAUUGCAAAUAUUUAAAAAUGAAGGACAGCCAGUGUUGUUAAAUUCCAUGGUAUUCACAUUUGCCACUUGUUGGUAUGAUGUGACAAACACAUCAGUUUAAAUAGCAAUAGUUUUGUCUGUGCAUAACAAGAUGCAAAGGUUUGUUUUUUUAGGAUCAAAGAGUAUUCUGUUGUUAAAACAUUUUUAGAGUCAAUCCAUUGGAAGUUUGCGUAGAGGUUGCAGAAUUAUCCAGAUGGCAUGUCUGUAGUUUACAGUUAAAUGCAAUUUUUAUCAUUGGGGGUAUCUUGUUUUCUUUAUACUUUAUGCCUCAAAACUGAGCAAGUGUAAGGCUGUAGAAUUGAAGUAGAAACUGUCUUGCUACUAACACAGGUUGUACUGUUUGGAUAUUUUAUGGAGGUGAGUACUCUAACCCUGUGAUUUAUGUUGUG
Molecule: messenger RNA, 4438 nt
Organism: Polypterus senegalus (gray bichir)
Lineage: Eukaryota; Metazoa; Chordata; Cladistia; Polypteriformes; Polypteridae
Product: cyclic nucleotide-gated cation channel beta-1-like
Exons: 18
Coding region: 284-2596 (770 amino acids)
Biological process (GO): retina homeostasis; monoatomic cation transmembrane transport
Cellular component (GO): intracellular cyclic nucleotide activated cation channel complex; plasma membrane; photoreceptor outer segment
Molecular function (GO): cGMP binding; intracellularly cAMP-activated cation channel activity; protein-containing complex binding
Source: RefSeq, a predicted model, not a curated record